Beta vulgaris subsp. vulgaris (sugar beet) is the source of this 435-nucleotide messenger RNA. Its product is annotated as secreted RxLR effector protein 161-like. The record is from RefSeq and is a predicted model, not a curated record. Bases 1 to 435 code for a protein of 144 amino acids. The transcript has a single exon. Lineage: Eukaryota; Viridiplantae; Streptophyta; Magnoliopsida; Caryophyllales; Amaranthaceae.
AUGGUUGUAAGAUCACUUGAUGUUGAUAAAGACCCAUUCCGUCCUCGAGAAAUCAAUGAAGAAAUCCUUGGUCCUGAAGUACCAUACUUAAGUGCAAUAGGGGCAUUGAUGUAUCUUGCUAGUCCUACGAGACCUGACAUAUCAUUUUCUAUGAACUUAGCAAGGUUUAGCUCAUGUCCAACUCGAAGGCAUUGGAAUGGAAUAGAACAUGUACUUUGUUACCUCCAAGGAACGAAAGAUAUGAGUUUAUUCUUUUCUAAUGCAGAUGUAGGGUAUUUGUCUGAUCCCCAUAAUGCUCGAUCAGAAACAGGAUAUGUGUUCACAAGUGGUGGUACUGCCGUUUCUUGGCAUUCCAUGAAGCAAACCAUUGCAGCCACUUCUUCCAACCAUGCAGAGAUUUUAGCUAUCCACAAAGCUAGUCAUGAAUGUGUAUAG